Messenger RNA from Guyanagaster necrorhizus, 1089 nucleotides. RefSeq lists its product as uncharacterized. Bases 1 to 1089 code for a protein of 362 amino acids. The record is from RefSeq and is a predicted model, not a curated record. The transcript is spliced from 4 exons. Lineage: Eukaryota; Fungi; Basidiomycota; Agaricomycetes; Agaricales; Physalacriaceae.
AUGUCCCGUUUGAAUUCUGUGAUCUCGAACGGUGAAGAUAUUGACGAACUUUUCUCAAACUCCACUGUUCAGCCAAAUAUAAAGAUAGACCCAGUGAAAGCAUUACCGGUAUCUAAUUUGUCUAGAAAGAAAGCAGAAGUCCAUUUGUAUAAGAAGGAAUGCAUUAAAAUAUGGAAUAGAGAGAAGAAGAGGCUUGGGUAUCGACCAUGGAAUGGUGACGAAACUUGGGACAAAUACUCGUACGAAGUCUUGGUCCCUCUCAAAGAGGCAUUGUUGAAGGAGAGCGACCAAAUUAUUUACGCGGCGAGAGCUAUGACCAAUGGUGAAUUCAAACAACUAUUGUAUCUGGAGUACCCAUGGGUACAGGCCUUAGAGAAAAGUGUGAAACCACAUAGUCGAACGAAUAGGCCUGUAGAUAUCAGUGAUUGGUCUCUCAAGGCUCCGACGUUCGACGAAGCAAAAUGCCAGAUAGCAGGAUUGUGCUGCGAAGCAAAAGCGAUUGGGGUGCCGAUUAACUCCCCAGAAGGACGCAAAAGGUACAAGGGACUUCGCUGCAAAUACUGCAUCGCUUCUCGAUCUAGGGAUUGGGAUGCAGGAAUGCAAUGUUGGAAUAACUCCUCGUCGAGACGAGUGCCACACACACCUUCCACCAAAUGGAAACGUGAGAAGGAAGAGAAAGCAGGAGAGGAAGAGACACGUACCAACCAAAGAUUGCGUGGUCCUGAAUUUCUCCGUGACGAUGAUUCUGGCGAACUACCACUUUCCGCUUCACAAGAGAGUACUUUGACAAUACAUAAUCGAAUCCCAGCCUCUGUCUCCAUAAUCGACCAAUUACUGGAUGAUAUCAAAGGAGGUUACCAUUCUCUUGCCGAGGAGAUGCAAGCCGAACGUACAAGGCUCGCUGCAGAGGUCGAAUCAAUGAAAAGACAACUGUCGGAUUCGAAUGAUGAAAUGAAGACGAUCAAACGAGAGCUUGCGGAAAGCAGGAGAUCGGAAGUAGAGGCUAGAGAGGACUGUCGAAUAAUGGAGAAGAGACUUUCGAUGAUGAAAAAAAUGGCUGAUAAAGCGGAAACGGCGCUUGCGAGUUAG